UAUUUAAUAUGCAUAUCUUAUAAAGUCUAUGUUACAUCACCUGUAAUUUAUGUCCUCUUUGAAAGAGCCUUUCAUUCGUCGCAUGUAUGAUGCAUACUAGGUAGUAGGUAUAGCCGGAGGUAAUAUUCUUCCCUUCUCUAUUCAAGUACGACGAUAGUCUCUUAUUAUAUACUCCGGCUUCCUUCGGAAUUUCGGUAUUGCAAUACCCACUUGAGUAUGCGUGUAGGCAACUUGAACCAACAUCUCAACACUAACGAUAAUUAGCUUCAUUCAUUCUUAGGCCCUUGGUGACAUGAAUACUACAACCCAACCUCUCGAUCCUAGUAUCAUCCGUGUACUGAUUUCCUGGGCGUUUAUAUUGUAGAUAAAAGAAGUUAUACAUAACAUCAUGGCGUCGACGUGGGUUCCGGACGUAUCUCCCGACAGCCCAUUUUCGCUAGCCAAUAUCCCCUUCGGCAUCAUCAGCUCGCCGGCCAACCCCGCGCCGCACGCCGCUAUCGCCAUCGGCUCUCAUGUACUUGACCUCAAAGUCUUAUCUUCGUACCCGGACUUUGACGAUCUCUUCCCUAGCUUAAAGAAUUACCCCGACAUCUUCUCAAACUCCACCCUCAAUGAGUUCGCAGCGCUGGGCCGACCGGUCCAUCGAGAAGUCCGCAGGACUAUUCAGGACCUCCUGUCAGCCGAGACAUCACGGUCAGAAGUCUUAAAGGAUAACUUGGGACUUCGACGAGAUGCCGUAAUUCCCCAGCAGCAAGUUAAGAUGCAUCUACCCAUGAGCAUUGGCGACUACACAGAUUUCUACGCUGGUUUUCACCACGCCUAUAAUGCUGGUGCCCUGUUCCGCGGACCUCAAACGGCUCUGCAGCCGAACUAUACCCACCUCCCGGUCGGUUACCACGGCCGCGCUUCUAGCAUCGUCGUUUCGGGCACGCCGAUCAAGCGCCCCGUCGGCCAGAUCAUUACUGACCCUACAGCGGAGCCAAAGCACCCAACCACAGCUCCUUCGCGACGUCUAGACAUCGAGUUGGAACUAGGGUGCUUUAUAGCGACUCCGAACGAUAUGGGCUCUCGCGUCAAAGUCGCGGAUGCGGAAGACCAUAUUUUCGGAUACGUCUUACUAAACGACUGGAGCGCGCGCGACAUCCAGGCGUGGGAGUACGUUCCGCUGGGUCCCUUCAACGGGAAGAACUUCGCCACGACCAUCAGCGCUUGGGUCGUCCUUGCAGAUGCCCUUGAGCCGUUCAGGACCAAGGCGAUCGACAACUGGACGCCGCUGCAGGGGUACCUGGACGAAGGCAAAGAGGAGAAUAUUUUCGGAAUUGAUUUACAAGUUGAUUUAGAGACACCGCAAGGCGACUCGACGACUAUAUGUACAACAAGCUCGAAGUACCUCAUAUGGUCGUUCCCGCAGAUGAUUGCGCAUCACACGCUAGGCGGCUGCCCGCUGAGAACAGGGGAUCUUCUUGGUUCCGGAACCAUCAGCGGGCCUUCGCUACGUGAGAGGGGAAGCUUCUUAGAGCUAAGCGAGGGUGGAUGGAAAGACAUCAUGCUCCAGGGUAUGGACGUACGCCGCUUCUUGAAGGAUGGUGACAGGAUUACAAUUCAGGGGAUUUGCGGAGAACCAGGUCAAAAGGUUGGGUUUGGCGAAUGCACUGGUCAAAUACUAGAAGCAACACCGCUAUAAUAGUUCUGAUAUCAGGCUUGGAGUUUACGAAGAAAUUAAAGGCCCUAGGUAUUCAAGUCCCUAUCCUGGUAUAUGAAUAGAACUUGAACUGCUUAGAAAUGCAUGGGAGAUGCCGUAUUCCCCUUUAUUUUCUACUGACUAUAAGUCAAUUUUCAUUGUCCGUGAUACUGCUCCUAAUCACCUAAAAUAAGAACAUUGUUCUUCCCCUGAAUAUAUUGGAACUACUAUCGCGCAUUAAAUACCAGUCUUUCCCAUGUUUAUUCAAUGCUAUUAGUAGGUAUGUCACUAUCAAUGAAUAUUCC
Daldinia caldariorum is the source of this 1986-nucleotide messenger RNA. Its product is annotated as Fumarylacetoacetase. Lineage: Eukaryota; Fungi; Ascomycota; Sordariomycetes; Xylariales; Hypoxylaceae. Bases 389 to 1684 code for a protein of 431 amino acids. The record is from RefSeq and is a predicted model, not a curated record. The transcript is spliced from 2 exons. Gene Ontology annotation, molecular function: fumarylacetoacetase activity. Gene Ontology annotation, biological process: L-phenylalanine catabolic process; homogentisate catabolic process; L-tyrosine catabolic process.